AUGAGCGGCUACUCACACUGCAACUCGCCCGAGCUGCCCUGGGUCGUACAAAAGUUCGGCGGCACGAGCGUCGGCAAGUUUCCGGGCAAGAUUGCAAAUGAUAUCGUCAGGGCAAGCCUGUCACAGAAUCGAGUCGUCGUCGUGUGUUCUGCGCGGAGCACGGGGAAGAAGGCCGAGGGCACCACGAGCCGGUUGAUCAACGUCUAUGCACAGCUCAAGGCCGUCGGCGCCGCCAUAAACGAAGAGGAUGAGCAGGUCGCCCGCAUUGACGCUGCCAAGGCCCUCAUUGACGACAUCUGCCGCGACCACGUCGCCGCCGCCGAGGCGCACGUCUCCGCGCCGGCGCUGCGCGGGAAGCUGGUCGCCCGCAUCCAGGCCGAGUGCCAGGAGCUGGUCGAGUACAUCAUCGCGACGAAGCGCUUCAACCUCGAGAUCAACGCGCGCUCCAAGGACCGGGUGAUAAGCUUUGGCGAGAAGCUGGCGUGUCUGUCCAUGACGGCCGUGUUGCAGGAUAGUGGCGUCGACGCCGAGUACGUAGACCUCGGCGACGUCCUGCACUGCGACGCCGCGGCCCCCCUCGACGCCGCCUUCUACGCCACCGCCGUCGACGCCUUCCGGCGGAAGCUCUCUGCGUGCGGCGCGCGCGUGCCCGUCGUCACCGGCUUCUUCGGCAACGUUCCCGGCAGCCUGAUCGACGGGGACAUUGGGCGCGGGUACACGGACCUGUGCGCGGCGCUGUGCGCGGUGGCGCUGGCCGCGGCGGAGCUGCAGAUCUGGAAGGAGGUGGACGGCAUCUUCACGGCGGACCCGUCCAAGGUGCCGACGGCGCGGCUGCUGACGAGCAUCACGCCGAGCGAGGCGGCGGAGCUGACGUUCUACGGCUCCGAGGUGAUCCACCACCUGACCAUGGACCAGGUGAUCCGCGCGGCGCCGCCGAUCCCGAUCCGCAUCAAGAACGUCAAGAACCCGCGCGGCACGGGCACGGUGGUCAUCCCGGACCCGAUCCUGUCGGCGUCGCACCAGCUGCACCGGUCGCGGUCGCUGGCGCACCUGUCCGCGGCGGCGGGCGCGGACGGGCUGCCAAAGCCGCCGAAGCGGCCGACGGCGGUGACGAUCAAGGACAGCAUCAGCGUCAUCAACGUGCACUCGAACAAGCGGUCCAUCUCGCACGGCUUCUUCGCGCGCGUCUUCUCGAUCCUCGACAAGCACGGCAUCUCGGUCGACCUCAUCUCCACGUCCGAGGUGCACGUCUCGCUGGCGAUCCACUCGGCGAGCACGCGCGUGGACGCGUUCGCGAGCGCGCGCCAGAGCCUCGAGGAGUGCGGCGACGUGAGCGUGCUGUCGGACAUGGCGAUCCUGAGCCUGGUGGGUGCGGACAUGAAGAACAUGGUGGGCGUGGCGGGUAAGAUGUUCUCGACGUUGGGCGAGCAUAGCAUCAACUUGGAGAUGAUCUCUCAGGGAGCCAGCGAAAUCAACAUUUCUUGCGUCAUUGACGCUCGCGAUGCCAGUCGGGCGAUGAAUGUGCUGCAUACGCAUCUCUUUACAUUUUUAGACUAG
Messenger RNA from Cordyceps fumosorosea ARSEF 2679, 1557 nucleotides. Its product is annotated as aspartokinase. The transcript has 6 exons. Bases 1 to 1557 code for a protein of 518 amino acids. Gene Ontology annotation, biological process: amino acid biosynthetic process. NCBI's taxonomy places the organism in Eukaryota, Fungi, Ascomycota, Sordariomycetes, Hypocreales, Cordycipitaceae. Gene Ontology annotation, molecular function: aspartate kinase activity. The record is from RefSeq and is a predicted model, not a curated record.